UUUAGUAGUGGCUAAGACACGCGUCGUAUAACAACGUAUCUGAAACAAAAAGAAACGGCGCACGAAAAACGAACGAAAAGUGAUUAAACGAAAAAAAGAAUAAAAAAUAGAAAUUAAAAUUAUUGAGAAAACAAAAAUAUUCUUGGAAACAAGUCGGUCAUACAUCAACGAUUUGAGAAUUUUGCGCAAAGUGAACAAAAAUCCAAACUAAAUGUUAACGAGAGCGUAACAAUUGCUCAGAAUUGCGACACUGCGACGCAAGACAACAAUAAAAUAAAAACAACAAUUAAAUUAAGCAGCCAGCCAGUCAGCCAAGCAACAAGUCAGUCAGCCAGCGAAAAAACAACAGCAACAAAUCUGAAAAUGUUCGUGAAACAGCAGUGCUUUAUAAUAUUGUCACUUUUGGUGCAUUUAAAUUCUGGUCAAGGAUUAUAUUCCAUAAUAGCACCGAAUACGAUAAGACCCAAUUCACAGUAUCAUGUAGCCGUAAGUAUACACAAGUCCCCAGAACCGGUAAGGGUGAAAUUGGGCAUUAUUGGUAGUUCAUAUAGUGAUUUUAAAACUGCCGAAGUAAGGCCAUUCUCCACAGAGACGGUGCAUUUUGAUAUACCCGAUUUGAAAAGUGAUCGCUACAAUCUCACAGCCGAAGGCCUGUCGGGCAUACGUUUCACGAAUGAAACUCAACUGCAUUUCGAUGCCCAUCAAUUUACGGUGAUGGUGCAAACCGAUAAGGCCAUUUACAAACCCGAGGAUAUUGUCCACUAUCGUGUCCUCCUUAUGGAUGCCAACUUGAAGCCGGCCAACAAUUACGGUCGCGUUCACAUCACCAUACGUGACAGUGGUGACAAUGUCAUACGUAAUUAUCGUGAUGUCAAAUUGACAAGUGGCGUAUUUUCAAAUGAUUUAAAACUUUCCGAUUAUCCGAAAUUCGGCGAAUGGUCGGUGGAGGUGGAAAUCAUGCAGGAGGUAUACAAACGAACCUUUGAGGUGGUGGAAUAUAUUUUGCCGAAAUUUGUGGUGGAUAUUGAUACGGAUAAACAUGUCAUCUACAAGGAUGGGAAAAUCAGGGCCACCGUCAAGGCAUACUAUGAUUUUGGCAAACCAAUUGUUGGCGAAGCCACUCUCUCCAUCUACCCCACCUUCUUUGGUUCCUUGCAGCCAUUUGUCAACGAUUUAAUUACCCGCAAAGUUGUGCCCAUCGAUGGCAGUGCCUAUUUUGAGUUUGAUAUCCGCGAUGAGUUGAAACUAAAAGAAGACUAUGAACGUGAGUAUUUGUUGGAUGCCCUGGUCGAGGAGGCCUCAACAAGUUCGGUACAAAACUUUUCAUCUGUGAUAACUGUCCAUCUGGAUCCAUAUCGUGUUGAGGCCACACGCUUGCCCAGCAACUAUAUACCCGGAGUUCCCUUUGAAGUUUCGGCCAAGGUUCUGCGCAAUGAUGGUGCUAUGUUGAGGGACUUUAAGACUGAUCUAACUGCCUAUCUUACCAAUGUCUAUGGCAGCAGCGAGAUGUAUAAUAAAACCACCUAUACGCUGGAUGGUCGUGGUGAACUGAAGAUGAAAUUUACCGUACCGUUGGGUGACAAAGAUGAAUAUCAUUCAGUUAUAGUUGAUUAUCAAGGCAUUAUUACCGACAUUGGUAAAAUACCGCGCAAACAUUUGCACAGCAAAAACUAUAUUACGGCCAAGGUUUUAAAUGAAAAGCCUAUGGUAAAUCAAGAAGUCUCCAUAACCGUACGCUGCAGUGAACCAAUGAAAUAUUUCAUAUAUCAGAUAGUGGGCCGGGGUGAUAUUCUCCUCUCCCGGGCUGUGGAUGUGAAUGACAACAACUUCCAUACCUUCAAAUUCCUGGCCACAUUUGCCAUGAUGCCCCGGGCCAAAUUGCUCGUGUAUCUGGUGAUAAAUGGUGAAUUUGUCUAUGAUGAGCAGGUCAUAGAAUUCGAAGAGAAUCUUUUGAAUAAUGUACAAAUUGAGGCACCACUGAGGGUACCACCGGGUCAAGAUAUUGACAUUACCGUAACAUCGAAGCCUUAUAACUAUAUUGGUCUCAUGGUUGUCGAUCAAAAUGCCAUUAAUAUUCGUAAAGGAAAUGAUCUCUCAACCGCAAGCCUGAUGAGAGCCCUCAAUCAGUAUGAAUUGAAUGAUGUGAAUACACCGAUAGGUUCGCCUGGAAAAGAGUCAGGAGUCAUAACUAUGUCCAAUACAGAUUUCAUCAUUGAAAAGGAACCUGAGACAACCCCCGCUCUUCAGAGAGGCAACUACAAUGAAGAUGAACAUAAAUUGACAACAAUACGUAAGACGGAUAUAGGUCCCGCCCAUGCCAUUGAGGUGAACACAUUGGCCCCAGGCAAGGGACGUUAUGCCUUCUCCUAUACCCCCAAACCUUUCUGGCAUAAUCCUCGGAUACACGUUAUGCACCCCCCAGCAGAUACUUGGCUAUUUAUGAAUGUCACGGCGAGUAGUGAAGGUCGUACAACCGUUCAUCGCCGGUUGCCACCCUCAAUGACCUCGUGGGUGGUUUCGGCUUUUGCCUUGGAUCCAGUACAGGGUAUUGGUCUAACCAAUCCCAUAAAGAAAAUGCAAACCUACAAGGAAUUUUAUAUUACCAGUGAACUGCCAUAUUCCGUGAGAUUGGGUGAAACUUUGGCCCUACCAUUUGUGGUGUUCAAUAACAAAGAUUCCGACUUGGAUGUCGAUGUCACACUGUACAAUACCAAUCAGGAAUUUGAUUUUCCCCAGGUGGAUAAUAAGUCGCAACCCAAACCAAAAGUUGAACUCUAUAGCCGGCGCACCAUUCGAGUGGCGGCCAAAACUUCCAAAUCUGUGUCAUUUAUUGUCACACCCAAACGUGUGGGACCCAUUGUUGUCAAGGCCGUGGCCACAAAUCAAUUGGCUGGUGACACUGUGGAAUCCUCACUACUUGUCGAACAUCCUGGUGCUAUGGAAAUUGUGAAUAAAGGCUUCCUCUUCGAGAUGGGUUCCAGUACUCAACGCAAGGCGAAUGUCACCAUUAAUAUACCCCGCAAUGCCAUACCGAAUUCGGCGAAAAUUGAAAUCUCCGCGGUGGGCGAUGUGAUUGGCAGUGUUGUGGGUAAUUUGGAAAAUUUGAUACGAGUACCCUCCGGCUGUGGUGAACAGACAAUGAUACGAUUUAUGCCAAACAUUAUGGUGCUGAAAUAUUUGCAGCGUACCCGCCAACUGAACCUACCCUUGGAACUUCGCAUUAAAAGUAAUUUAGAGCUGGGCUAUCAGCGCUUACUUUACUAUCGUCACAAGAAUGGUGGUUUCAGUGCCUUUGGCCUAUCGGAGGAGAAAACUUCAACCUGGCUAACAGCCUAUGUGGCAAAGGCGUUCCGUCUAGCAGCCGAAUUUAUCCAGAUCGAUGAGCAAGUUAUACAAAAAGCCUUGGAAUAUGUGGUGUCACGCCAGACCACAGAUGGUGGUUUCUCGGAAGGUGGCGAUGUCUUUGAGCAAUUCGAUGAUGAGGGUCUGAGUUUGAGUGCCUUUGUAACAUUGGCUUUAAUGGAGAAUUUGGACACCUAUCCCGAGUACAACAACAAUGUGAACAAAGCUUUGGAUUAUAUUACCAGAAGUUUAGAUGGGUCUAGCAAUCUUCAUGCUAUGGCAAUCGGAACAUAUGUCCUUUCCAAAGCCAAUCACAAUGCCAAAGUUGCUUUCCUGCAAAGAUUGGAUGGAAUGGCCGUCAAUGAAGAUGGCCUAAAAUGGUGGAAUAAAACAGCCCCACCCACCGAGGCAAUGUCACCCUGGUACAAUCGCACACGUAGUGUCAAUGUGGAAAUUUCCUCAUAUGCCGUUAUGUCGCUGCUGGAAAAUGGUCUUAUUGGUGAUGCCUUACCCGCCGUGAAAUGGUUAAUGAAUCAACGCAGUGAUCUGGGUGGUUUUGUUAGUUCUCAGGAUUCAGUGGUAGGACUGCAAGCCUUGGUGGCAUUUGCCGAAAGAUUUUCAAGCCAGGCCAAUAAUUUACAAUUGGCUUUCCGAUAUGGUUCCAAUGCUGAGACUGUGAUAAAUGUCAAUGCUGAAAAUUCCUUGGUUUUGCAAACAAUUGAGCUACCAAAUAAUUUGAAAAACGUCACAGUAUCGGCCACCGGAAAUGGUUUGGCCUUGGCCCAAGUCACCUAUCGUUAUAAUACCAAUGUUACCAGUGCCUGGCCCCGAUUUGUUUUGGAUCCCACGGUUAAUAGAAAUUCCCAUUCGGAUUAUUUACAUUUGUCGGCAUGUGCCAGUUUCAUACCCGCCGAAGGUGAUGCCACCCGCUCCAAUAUGGCUGUCAUGGAAAUUUACUUGCCCAGUGGUUUUGUCGUCGAUACGGAUACUUUGCCAACAUUGGAAUCGAGCGAAAGAAUAAAGAAAGUUGAAACCCAAAAACGUAAUACUGUUGUCAUCAUCUAUUUCGAUUACUUGGAUCGCAGAGAAGUUUGUCCCACCUUGCAUGCCUACAAAGUGGUGAAGGUGACCAACCACAAACCGGUACCUGUUAUUAUGUACGAUUAUUAUGAUAAUGUGCGUAGAGCACGUCAAUUCUACCGAGCCCCCAAAUCACAGAUGUGCGACAUCUGUGAACAUGCCAAUUGUGGAUCGCUAUGUGAAAAGGCCGAAAAACGUGAAUCGAGAGGACAAGAUGGCAAUGAUUUGCUGGAAGCCAAUUUCAACAACAAUGCAGGCCAAGCUCUGGCGUCCACAAUUUAUGGAGCAAUAUUAACAAUUUCUUUGGUUUUCAUUACAAGAAACUUAUUAAUUUAAUUUUAGAUUUUGUUAAUUUUGUAUCUAUUUUUUUAAAUGCCCAUGAAAAGAAAGCUUUAACAUUUUUAUAAAAACAACGACUAAUACUCUUUUCUAAAAAAAAACUAUUAAUAAAAACCGAUAAUUGUAUGCUAUACCUAACUAUAGAAUAAGUCUGUAAAUUUAUGUAAAAAUAGCUAAUAAUAUUAAUUAAUUAAAUCAU
Molecule: messenger RNA, 4960 nt
Organism: Musca domestica (house fly)
Lineage: Eukaryota; Metazoa; Arthropoda; Insecta; Diptera; Muscidae
Gene: Tep3
Product: thioester-containing protein 1 allele R1
Exons: 19
Coding region: 364-4758 (1464 amino acids)
Cellular component (GO): extracellular region
Molecular function (GO): endopeptidase inhibitor activity
Source: RefSeq, a predicted model, not a curated record